AUUAUUCCUUCCGCGAAACCUCCAACUCUCUCAGCAAGAGUAAAUAACUGCAUUCUCGUACUCGCCCCUUUGCUUUUGGAACUGGAUAACUCCCCGCCCACAUGGCAGGCCGCUUCGUUCGCGCGUCGAAAUAUCGACAUGUCUUCGGCAAGUCUACCAGGAAGGAGUUUUGCUACGAUAAUAUCCACAUCAGCAGAAAUGCCUGGGAUACCAACUUGGUAAAGGUCAACCCCGAAUAUCUCUCUGUCAAUUGGGAAUCGAGCGGUGGAGGCGCAUUCGCCGUCAUCCCCCUCGAAGAGCGCGGAAAACUCCCAGACCAGAUACCGCUGUUCCGGGGCCACACAGCCACAGUCCUCGACACCGAUUGGAACCCCUUCAACGACCGCAUCAUUGCUUCCGGCUCCGAGGAUGGCAAGGUCUUCGUCUGGGAGGUGCCACGGGAUUUCACACUCUAUACCGAUGCUGAGGAGAUUGAGGAUGUCGGCCCAUCCGCCAAGCUGACGGGCCAUUCGAGAAAGGUCGGACAGGUCCUCUUCAACCCCGCCGCCGAAAACAUCCUCGCCUCCGCCUCGGGCGACUUCAUGAUCAAACUGUGGGACAUCAACACGGGACAGUCGCCCCUUACACUAAAGCACUCGGACAUCGUACAGAGCCUGUCCUGGAGCGCAAACGGCUCGUUCCUGGUCACGACAUCGAGAGAUAAGAAGCUCCGCGUCUGGGACGUCCGUCAGGAGAAGCCGGUACACGAGCACCCCGGACACGAAGGCGCCAAGAACAGCCGGGCCGUCUGGAUGGGAGAGCACAACCGUAUCGCCACCACCGGUUUCUCCAGGAUGAGCGACAGGCAGAUUGCCCUCUGGGAGCCCGGCCGGAAAGACCCCAUUGGCGGGUUUAGCUCCCUUGACUCCAUCUCUGGCGUGUGCAUGCCGUUCUGGGAUGAUGGUUCAAACAUUCUGUAUCUUGCCGGCAAGGGCGACGGAAAUAUCCGAUACUUCGAAUACGAAAACGACAAAUUCGAGUUCUUGUCCGAGUACAAGUCCGGAGAGCCUCAGAGAGGUAUUGCCUUUGUACCGAGGCGCGGUAUCAAUGUACAUGAGAAUGAAAUCAUGCGAGCAUACAAGACCGUGAACGACUCCUAUAUCGAACCCAUCUCCUUCACCGUCCCCAGGAGAGCAGAAACUUUCCAGGCAGAUAUCUAUCCGCCUGCCACUGGGCUCAAACCCGCCGUGUCGGCCAGGGAAUGGCUCGGUGGCAAGACUGGUAUCCCUCCGAAGAUCGACCUCGAGAGCGUCUACGAAGGGAGCGCGCCAGUCGAAGUCCCAGCCGACUAUAAACCUCCGGCGGCGGCUCCCGCGCCAGCAGCCGCAGCAAAGCCCGCCCCCAAGAAAGAGCCCGAGCCAUCGCCGGUGGCCGCACGAGCGCCCCCGCCAUCGACCUCGGAGCAAAAGGCCUCGAUUUCGGCCAUGGCGAACAAAUUCCAGGAUGACGACGAGGAGGAUGACGAUGACACUGAGACGUCCAGCUUCGAAGAGGUAUCGAGGCCGCCCCAGAGAGCGGCCCUGCCGGUUCGGUCCGAAGCAAAGGCCCCGCCGCCAAUCAAGGCCACCCCGGCUUUUGCGCAGGCCAAGCCCCCGUCUCCCGUGAAAUCGCCGCAGCAGUACUCGCCCACCGUGUCGCGGACCGCGAGCACGCCGACUGCGCCGUCGAUCGAGUCCUCGCUCGAGCAGAUCAAGCAACUCCUGGAGCAGCAGACCAAGAUAAUCAGCGCCCAGAGUAGCAGGAUCGACGCGCAGAGUGACAAGAUCGGUGAGUUGACCUCCGAGGUCGAUACCCUGAAGAAGAAGGUCGGCUCCGGAUCCCAGGACCAGAGUGAGAGGAUUCGACAGUUGGAGCUCGAGCUGGAGGCUGCGAGGUCUUGAGUGAUUGCCCUGCUUUGGGAGUGCUAGGAUAGGGGGAAGGGCCGACGGAAAAGGGUUCGUAGGUAUCAGUGUGCGGAUAAGCUGCUCUGUGAUGAAUGUCAAUCUCCAGCAUUGUACAAAAUUCGGUGUUGGGGAGUAAUCGAUGCGUUUACACUCUUCAGCUGGUCCAAAAGCUCGAGUUGGAAAAUAUCAGCGCUUGAUGCGAUUCGAUAUCAUGAAACGGUCGGAAUCCAGGCUUGUCGGGCUCCUCUCUUUGCAUCAAGCGACGAAGUUUUGAUUAAACAGCAGCUUGAGUUGCCAAAUGAACUUCUCUUUACGUUCCAAGCG
Messenger RNA from Phialemonium atrogriseum, 2246 nucleotides. RefSeq lists its product as uncharacterized. The transcript is spliced from 7 exons. Lineage: Eukaryota; Fungi; Ascomycota; Sordariomycetes; Cephalothecales; Cephalothecaceae. Gene Ontology annotation, biological process: actin filament organization. The record is from RefSeq and is a predicted model, not a curated record. Bases 102 to 1919 code for a protein of 605 amino acids. Gene Ontology annotation, molecular function: actin filament binding.